AUGUUCAACAUGUUCAACAAAGUGGCCUCGGAAGGACCAACCUUACCGUCCUUUUCAACAACCUUGACAUCAGACACAAUUUCAAUGGUACCUCUGGCAAUCUUGGUUGGGACACCCAAAGCUUGGAAGAAAGAGGUCUUACCUGGCUCCAUACCGGUGUUACCGGCUGGAAUCCACACAUCAGCUGGAGCAACGGCACCGGCCUUGGCUGGAGCAGCAACAACGUUGGAAGUAAUGGUGUCUCUAACAGAUUUCAAGUCACUGUUGGUGAAAAUGAAACCAACGUUACCCUUGACGAAAGGCAACAACUUCUCAAAGUCUGGCAAGUCAGCCAAGAAUCCUCUCAAGGCUCUUCUAACCAUGGUGUUCUUACCCAUCAACACAACACCUUCACCUCUCAAUGCACGUCUAAUUUCGUGCAUUUGUUGA
Messenger RNA from Meyerozyma guilliermondii ATCC 6260, 429 nucleotides. RefSeq lists its product as uncharacterized. Bases 1 to 429 code for a protein of 142 amino acids. The transcript has a single exon. The record is from RefSeq and is a predicted model, not a curated record. NCBI's taxonomy places the organism in Eukaryota, Fungi, Ascomycota, Pichiomycetes, Serinales, Debaryomycetaceae.